Messenger RNA from Ambispora leptoticha, 585 nucleotides. Lineage: Eukaryota; Fungi; Glomeromycota; Glomeromycetes; Archaeosporales; Ambisporaceae. The record is from the annotation of a GenBank genome assembly.
AUGCCACCAACGACAUACAUAAGCAGAAUAGAGACUUUCUCAGCUGCACAUCGUCUACAUUCGCCAUACUUGAGUGUCGAAGAAAAUCGUAAAGUUUACGGGAAAUGUAAUAGUGUACACGGACAUGGACAUAACUAUAGAGUCGAAGCUAUAAUAAAAGGCGAGAUAGAUAAAAGGACCGGGAUGGUUUUCAAUUUAGUUGACUUGAAAGCGUGCAUGCAAGUAUCCAUAAUGGAUGUGCUAGAUCACAAGAAUUUGGAUCUUGAUGUUCCAUAUUUUAAAAAAAGACCAAGUACAACCGAAAAUCUAGCGGUAUUCAUAUGGCGAAACCUAAAAAAGAAUCUGCCGCAUGAUGUAACCCUGUAUAAAGUUAAGGUCCAUGAGACAGAUCACAAUGUGGCGGUGUUUCGUGGUGAAGGAUUGGAAGAUGAUGAAAGUGAUGAUGAGGAAUGUUUGAAUAAAGAUAACAUAGUUGAUAACAGCAGCAGUAAUAAAAAUAAUGAAAAUGAAUCCUCUCGUAAUAUCUCUAAUGAUAAUCAUGGCAAACGUUAUACCUACAAUGGUCAUUAUUACACCAACAACUAA